Henningerozyma blattae CBS 6284 is the source of this 2967-nucleotide messenger RNA. Its product is annotated as non-specific serine/threonine protein kinase. The coding region runs from base 1 to 2967 and encodes 988 amino acids. The transcript has a single exon. The record is from RefSeq and is a predicted model, not a curated record. Gene Ontology annotation, molecular function: ATP binding; protein kinase activity. Gene Ontology annotation, cellular component: spindle microtubule; chromosome passenger complex; spindle midzone. Gene Ontology annotation, biological process: regulation of cytokinesis; mitotic spindle organization; protein phosphorylation. Lineage: Eukaryota; Fungi; Ascomycota; Saccharomycetes; Saccharomycetales; Saccharomycetaceae.
AUGGCUCUUACCAAGACAGAGCAGAAUAAUUUGAAAGCCAUUAUUGGCUCAUCAUACAACAAGCUAUAUUCCCAGUUCAUGUCUGAUGACCUUACAGAAGUGGGGAACUACAGAAUUUUACGCCAAAUAGGAGAAGGGAGUUUUGGGAAAGUCUACCUGGCUCAUCACUUACCUACGCAUCGGAAAGUAGUUUUAAAAUCCAGUGCCAAAUCUGACCCAAAUGUAGUUCGUGAAGUUUUUUACCAUAGACAAUUUGAGUUUCCUUAUAUUACAAAACUUUAUGAGAUUAUUGUCACAGAAACAAAAGUUUGGAUGGCUCUAGAGUAUUGUCCCGGGAAAGAAUUAUAUGAACAUCUUUUAAGAUUGCAUAGAAUCCCAGUAGAUGAAUGUUCGCGUCUAUUUGCUCAAAUAUCAGGUGCAAUGUAUUAUGCUCAUUCCUUGAACUGUGUUCAUAGAGAUUUGAAAUUGGAAAAUAUCUUAUUAGAUAAAGUCGGUAAUGCUAAAUUAACAGAUUUCGGAUUCACAAGAGAAUGUGCCUCUAAGAAUAUAUUAGAAACUAUAUGCGGCACUACAGUGUACAUGGCACCGGAGUUAAUUAAGAGAGAAAGAUAUGAUGGUUUCAAAAUAGACGUUUGGUCAUUGGGAGUUAUCUUAUAUACUCUAUUGAAUGGGUUUAUGCCAUUUGAUGAAGAACAACAAAAAAAUACUGAGUGGAAAAUUGUUAAUGAAAUGCCGUCAUUUGAUUCUACACUGUUGGGUCCAGAUGCAGUGGAUUUGUUAAGCAAACUAUUGGCCAAAGAUCCAAUUGAUAGACCAUCCAUGAAAGAAGUUCUAGAACAUCCAUAUUUACAACCGUAUGGUAAUGUUAUGUUAGAACAAGCAGAUAAUAUUCUUUAUAAGCAACGCAAUAAUCUAUUGAAAUUCCAUAGUAAAUUAGAAAAAAAAUUAUUGAAGAGGCUACGGCAAACAGGGGUAGAUACUCACUCCAUGAAGCAUUCUGUUCAAAAGAAAAAAUGUGAUUCAUUGUCUGGAACUUGGCUCUUAUUGCUAGAAAAGGAAAAACAACGAAGGAAAAAAAAUAUGACAGCUCCAAAGAAAACAAAAUCUGUCUUAUCUUUGACUAAAGUUUUUGAUUCAAAUACCUCUCAUGAUAUUUUACAAUCAAAGACAAGUUUAUUGUCUGUUUCAAACUUUGAAAAGAUCUUGGAUGAAAAGGAGACUGAAGAGGUCGUCUCAGUUACUGUCACCGGUUCUGCAUCUGCUUCCGGAUCUAGCACUACAAAGGAAGAUACCCUAGACACUGAAAAAGUCGAUGAGCCAAUUUCAAAAGAUGAAGUAAGUGUCACGCCAUCUACAGUAGCUACAACUCGUUAUUCUACAGCAGCUUCAAGUGAUAAAUCAAGUCCCAUACGAUUACAUUCACAUCAUCAAAAAUCAGCUUCUGCAAGUAACGGUACUACUAGAGUAAAUACAACUUCCAUGACAAGAAUCAGUACCCCCCUGAAAAAUAGUACUACUCCUUUGAAACACGGUACUACCCCUUUGAGAAGUAAUAGCUCAUUAAAAAAUGAACAUGAAUCUAAGGCCAAUAUUCUAUUUACAAAAGUUCAAAAUUUUUUUAAACAAAAGAAAAUAAAAAAAAUUACUUCUCUUGAUAACGAUAAUCAUCAUCGUCAUCCUUCUAGUCAUCUAUUAGCAUAUCAUCAAAAUGAUGAUGAACAUAAGAGUAAUGUCAUUAUUAGUAGAGCUCAAUCUGCUAAUAAUAUACCGAAAGUCCGUCCCUCUGCAUAUACAAAGUACGCCACUUCUGAAAUUGUGUUACACAAGAUAAAUCAAGAUUCUUCCUCUUACAAAAAAAGAUUAAAUAGAUCAGAUUCUUCAGAUUCGCCUUCAAAAUCACAGCAUAGUUCUAUUGAAGUCAAUGGCAAAGAAAACAUUCCGCCUAAUACAACAACGCCUAAUCAUAGUGAAUCGAAAAAUACUACAAAACCUAAAUUGAAGAAAUUUAAAUCUAUAGCAUCAAGUGAAAUAUCUAUUCAAACGUCCACCGGUGGAGAUUAUGAUAGUGAAUCAACUACAAGGAAAAAAUAUUCAAGUCAUGAUGCUAUUCAAUCUCCAGUUUCACUUCCUGCUGUACGACCUUUAUCAAGUAUUUCUCAACAUUCAAAUGAUACCUAUUUAUCAGACUAUUCAACCGACGGUUAUAAUUCUUCCAAAUUGUCAGACAGUUCAAAAUUUGCAUUGGGUUCUAAGGCAAUGUCUACAGAACUCUCUCAAGGAUCUACAGGUGCCAAAAGAUUCCCCAGAAGAGAGUUAAGCAUCAUAUCAAAUACUUCUAGUACUUCUGAAAUGAGCUCCAGAAAUGAUUCUUUUUAUGAUAUAGCGACAGCAACUACUCCAUUUGCUGGUAAUUCGAGUUUGAAACGUCCGUUUGGUAAAGAUCCUAUGUCCACUAGAUUUGAUACUCAAAGAUCAUGGCUACCGACAGGUGGUGCUACUUCUCGUGUUAGAAGAAAUGGUAGUUGGAGAAGACGUAAUCAAAACAGAUUGUUACCACAUUCGAAUAGUAGAACUCAAUUUGCAAUUCAAGAAGAAAUUUCCUCCAGUGAUGAUAAUGACUCUAAGCCAAAAGAAGAUCGGAUGUUUUCAACAACGCCAGUGUUAUCUCGUUUGUCUCCUCAUGUAAAACCGGAUAUUGUUCUUUCUGAUACAGAAAUGACUCGUAAAUUAUCACCAUCACUUUUAUAUCAUUUUGAUUCUGAUAAUGAGCAUGAACAUACUCGAAGGUUUACUCCCUUAGGGACUUUUCAUGGUUUUGGAGAGGAGAGCGAAUGGGAGAAUUUUGAUGAAAGAAACGAAGAAGAUUCAAAAUCUGCUAUCUCCCCUGCUGAUGAUGAAGCUUCUAUAAUUAAUGAAGAAAAGGAUGACAACAUCCAUUGUGCUUUGCCCGAAGAAAAAAUUACUUAA